AUGAAGCUCACCGCUCUGCUCUUCUCCGGUGGCCUCGCCGCCGCCGCGCUCGAGUGCCGCCCCGAGGGCCCCGUACUGCCCAAGCCCGUACGUCUCGGCGACGCCGCCGCCUUUCGCCAUGCCGCCGUCGACCUCUCGCGCGUCCUCGACGGCAUGGUCUCCGGCGCCAUCUCCCUGCCGGGCACGGCAGCGGCCAACCUAUCCUUUUCCGUGGCCGUCGUCUCCGCGGACCAACCCGACAGCGACCCCCCGCUCUGGCAGCACCACCACCGCGCCGAGACCAACGUCGCCGGCACGGAGCACGUCGACGCUGACUCGCAGUACCUCAUCGGCAGCAUCUCCAAGGUUAUCACCGACUUCAUCUUGCUGAGGGCCGGCCUCGACCUUGACGUGCCGGUCACGACGUACCUCCCACUGCUGAGCGGGAGCGCGCACUGGGACGCCGUCACGCUCCGGAUGCUGGCCUCGCAGACGGCCGGCGUGCCGACCAACUACGGCUUCUCCGACUUUUACUUCCUCAAAGACGUCUACAUCGCCCUCGGGUUCCCACCCAUCGAUGAGUCUGAAUAUCCUCCGUGUGGUGUCAUCGGCCUCAACGACGGCUGCACAGCCCAGCAACUGCAACUCGGCCUGCGCGAUUCGUACCCCGUUGUGCCACCCGGUGCUCGCCCGGCCUACUCCAACGCCGCGUUUGCCGUGAUCGCCCUGGCCGUCGAGGCGCACACCGGCCUCAACUACACCGAGCUGGUGCGCGACUUCGUCUCCAAGCCCCUCGGUCUCAAAUCCACGCAUCCCUCACCUGGAGACUCCAGCAAGGCCGUCAUCCCACCUGGCGAUAGUGGCUGGGGCGCCGACUACGGCGUCAACGCGCCUCAAGGCGGUCUCAUCUCCUCCGCCAGCGACCUGUCCAAGUUCGCCCACGCUCUACUGACUCACACCGCGGUCCUGUCUCCAGCGCAGACGCGUCAGUGGCUCAAGCCCGCUUCCUUCGCUGGCAACAUGGCUUCGGCCGUCGGCAUGCCCUGGGAGAUUCGCCGAUACCCGCGCCUGACGCCCAACCACCCGCAUCCGGUCGCCGUCUAUGCCAAGGGUGGCACCGCCCCGCUGUACCGCAGUCAGCUGGCCCUCGUCGACGACUAUGGCCUUGGGAUUGUUGUGCUCACCGCCGGCAACAUGGACGCACUCCCGUACAUCUACGACGCAGUCGUGUCGGUGCUGGUCAGCGCGGCGGACACCGUGACGCGAGAGUACGCCGAGGCCGAGUAUGCGAUGGAGUUUGCCAGCAUCGGUAGCCUGCCCUCUAACGAUACCGUCCGAGCGCGAUUCACGCUUGACCAGGACUCGCUCGUGCUUUCUUUGCUGUCAAGGGGGGCGGCUGACAUCUUAGCGGGCUGGACGCGAGUCUUCAACGAGUCUCUGGGUAUGUUUGGGCCCAAGAUCUCGAGAACGGUGCGACUGUUCCCGACAGAGCUGAGCGAAGACACCAUUGUGGACGGCGAGCUCGUCGUCAAGGAGGUUUGGCGCCUGUGGCCGGACCUUGCCGCACCGCCCGCCGUGGACAUACCAGGAGCCUGGCUAGACGAGGACGACUGUUUGGGUUGGAUGCUGGGUGACUGGAUCCAUUACGGCGGCGAGCCGCUAGACCGCGUCUUGUUUUACCGCCAAGGAACCAAGGUUACGGCUUUUGAGGUGCCGUUCCUCCGCUCGGGUAUCAUGAAGGUAGCCUGA
This is a messenger RNA of Cordyceps fumosorosea ARSEF 2679, 1728 nucleotides long. Its product is annotated as beta-lactamase family protein. Bases 1 to 1728 code for a protein of 575 amino acids. The record is from RefSeq and is a predicted model, not a curated record. Lineage: Eukaryota; Fungi; Ascomycota; Sordariomycetes; Hypocreales; Cordycipitaceae. The transcript has 3 exons.